Molecule: messenger RNA, 2881 nt
Organism: Belonocnema kinseyi
Lineage: Eukaryota; Metazoa; Arthropoda; Insecta; Hymenoptera; Cynipidae
Product: protein Wnt-1-like
Exons: 8
Coding region: 656-1795 (379 amino acids)
Biological process (GO): multicellular organism development; neuron differentiation; canonical Wnt signaling pathway
Cellular component (GO): extracellular region
Molecular function (GO): cytokine activity; frizzled binding
Source: RefSeq, a predicted model, not a curated record
ACCUCUUGUGCGGAAGUUGAACGCUCUCAUUUUUCGCAAGUUAAAACGUGUUUUACAGUUUGUCUUUCAUAGACAUUAGACUCAAAAAUAAAAAAACGAAAAAAAUUAACCAGUUCCAAACUUUUCAGCUUUGGCCGAUUUUGUCGGAAAAUUGGAAGAGUUUUAUUAUUUUGAAAUUAUAAGUCGCGCGGAGAUUCGGUUUUUUGUUAAAGAAAAAUAGUGCGGGUCGUUCCUCUCGGUUGACGUGAUACAACCGGUGAUUUCUCGACGUGUUUUGUUAGGAUUCCGGGAGUCGAGAAGUUAAUAGCUCUUUCUCUCUUUCUCGCUCUCUUAUUUCGAAGUCAGGAGAGAUCGAAACCUCGUCCUUGUUAUCUUGGAACAAAAGAAGAGAAAAAGGGACUUUAUUCUGCCGAGCGAAUGUUUUAAGGAAAGAAACGUUCAUUGGCGGAUUCGAAUCCGGAAAUUGAAGAUCGAAUUUCAAUCACAUAGUUGAGGAUGAUGCCUCGAGAAGAUCGAAUCGCGAUAAUGCGAGGUUAGGAGGGUGACUCUUUCUCUUUCGGAGUGACUACCUUGCUAACGGCGCUCCAAAGAGAAUCGAAGGGGUUGAGGAGGAGGAUUAAAGAGAAGAAAAAAGCCGAUUGUUUCAAGUCGGAAGAUGCGUCCGGCGAUAAUUACAACUCUCGUCCUCCUGGUUGUUGCUGGCCGGAAUGGCGUAUGGGCGAACUGGUGGUAUUUGGGUAUAGAACCAAGAAUAAGUGCAGCAAAUGAAAUAAGUACAGAUGGUCAAAUUGGUGCUGGAGUCGUUGGACCAGCUAGUGCUGAAAAAAGCUGCAAAAGCUCGCAUCUCACCACAAAACAGCAGGGUAUAUGUCUACGAUCGCCUCCUGUAUUGCAGGCGAUCAGUGCGGGUGCGAGAUUAGCGAUAGAAGAAUGCCAGCAUCAAUUCAGAUCGGCGAGGUGGAACUGCACCGUCAAUCCUGAAAAUCCUGAUAACAUUUUUGGCGGCGUCAUGCUAGUCAAUAGUCGAGAGGCAGCGUUUAUUUAUGCGAUAUCGGCUGCUGGAAUUGCUUAUAGUGUGACGAGAGCAUGUUCAAGAGGAGCUCUUACAGAUUGUUCUUGUGACAACCGAGUGAGAGCAAGACAUCCUAAUCAUUGGCAAUGGGGUGGAUGCAGCGAAGACAUCCACUUUGGAGAAAAAUUCUCUCGCGAAUGGUCGGAAGGAGGCGAAGAACCAGUAAAAGACGGUGAAGCUGUAGUUCAAGGCCCAGCAGGAUUAGCGGGAUUGCUCAUGAGGAGACACGACAGUGAAGCUGGAAGGCGAGCGAUUCGCUCAAGGAUGCAACGUGUCUGCAAGUGUCACGGAAUGUCGGGUUCUUGCAGUGUUCGCGUUUGCUGGCGGAAGCUGCCAGCUUUUAGGGUGGCGGGAGCGGCAUUGGCAGCCCUGCACGAGGGCGCAGCUCUGGUUCGUCUUGCUCAAAGGGGUGGUAAAAGACCAGCAAGAUUAAGGCCCGCCCGACCUGACCUGAAGCGGCCGAACAAGACCGACUUGGUCUACUUAGAAGAUAGUCCGGAUUAUUGCGAAAAGAAUAUCACUUUGGGCAUCCCGGGCACAAGAGGAAGGAUAUGCAACCGAACGUCUCUGGGACUAGACGGCUGUCGUCUGCUCUGUUGCGGCCGCGGGUAUCAAACUCGAGUGCGGGACGUGAUCGAAAAAUGCAACUGCAAAUUCGUCUGGUGCUGUGACGUAAAAUGUGAGCUCUGUCGAGACACUCGGGAGGAGCAUGUCUGCAACUAAAAUAAUCAAAUCUCCACUCAAAGGAAUUAAAGGCAAUGGUACUUAUUGUUAGACAACCCGGUGUUGCAUUUAGAGAAGAGAGAAACGAUCCUCAUCACCUUUCCCAAGGUGACAUCAGUCUUCCUUUCUCGAGACCAAUCAAAAAGUCAAAAAAAUUAAUAAUCUAAUUUAAAAAAUACAAGACGACACAUUCCACUCUUUUUAAAUGACACGUGAGCAGUUUCUCUCUUGCUCCCAGGAGAAGCGGUUUUCCGCAAAAGCCGCCCGAAAAUGAUCGACGCACGACAUACGCAAAUUCGCGCUUCCAAUGCGCAAGCGCCACGAGAGGCUACAUAAAAGAUAUUUAUAAUUUAUGAUGAUGAUUUCCGCAGAGAGCGUGGAUGCCAGCGAGUCAAUGUAAAGUUUACGUUGUAAACGAGUUUCAAAACGAAAAUUGUAAACCGUUUAUCGAGAAGCUCUCCGCCUUCGGCUUAUUAGGGCGCUUCCAGGACCUGAAGGUCGAUCCGCAAUGCGUCAAUGCUCUCUAUACGACGAGUGUAGUGAUUUCAACGACCCCCGCGACGCGACGCGUUUUCGCUCCGGGCCGACCGAGAAGACUUUUCUCGCAUGCCAAUGAAUGUAUAUAUUCGAUUUGUUUUUUACUUUCCACGUACUUAUCCUUAACGGUGUAUAUAUAUACAUACAUACAUACAUACAUACAUACAUACAUACAAACAUGCAUAUUAAACGUACAUAGUAUGUACUAAAAGUACGAAAUCCACGGCGCUCUCACUCGAAAAACGUUGAGCCGAGGAUUCCGUCCACUAAUUUUUCAGAUCUUGUGUAUUUACAGCAAUCCUUUAAGAACUCUUUUCACUCGAUUCGGUACACGAGUUAAGUAAUCCGAAUCGAGCUUUUAUAUCGAAAUCGGAUUUUCGAGCUUUUGUUUAAAAGAUUUUUAUGAUACGAUAUACAAAGCGCAGUAUUGAAAAAUUGUAAUUUAUUUUGCUCGAUAUAAUAUAUAUAAAUAUAUAUGGAUCAUUCUAAAGAUUUUUGAAAAAUAAGAAUCAACAUUCCGCGCGAUCAUGUAAGCGAUUUAGCUGUCGA